GGCAAAGGGGGGGGGGCCGGGAAAGGGGGAGAUCCCGUGGCUGUGGGGAGAAGGGGGGCUUUUGAGCAGAGGGCAAUAGAAGAACCCCCUCAUUGAGGUUGGGGAGAGGUCUAAGUAGGGGGCCACUCUAGUUUUGGGAAGACCCAGAUAGGGAUUGUGUGUGUGUGUGACAUGUACCCCAGGGGGAGAGAUGCAAAGUAGAAAGGCGAGGGAGGGGCCCCACUUCCUUGCCAGAAACUGACAAAUUGCUUAAACUCCUAACCAAAAAAAAAGUUGAAUUGAUAAGUGUAGGAGGGAUAAAAUUGGGGUGUGUGUGUGUGUGUUUCCCAACCUAGAAAAUCUUCCAAAAUUUGGCAGUCCUGGAGCUUUGCGAGCUUUGAAGGCUCCUUCGGUGAAGACUGAGCGCCCUGUUUCCACUUGCUUCCGCUAAACUGAGUUUUAUUCCCCCGCUGCUGUCUCAGUUGUUUCCACAAAGGCUGUGCAAAGGAACAAGGACUUUUUAACAAAGCUGUGUACCAAAGCAUCGCUAUGACUUCCCCGGCUGGGAGCCGGCUUGCGGGAUGAUCCUUUGGACCAAACUCUUUGGCCACUGUGGGAUCAGAUGGUUCUUCCAGCCUCGAAGUCUCUGGUUCUCUCAGGUCGCUGAAGGCAGGAUGUUCCAAAACGUCCAGAAAGUGCUGAGCGUGGCAGAGAAGAACGACGCUGCGAAGGGGAUUGCCGACAUUCUUUCCAAUGGCAGGAUGAGGAGGAGGGAAGGGUUUUCCAAAUUCAACAAGAUCUACGAAUAUCAAUGUCACAUGUUUCGUGAGAAUGUCACGGUGGUGAUGACAUCCGUUUCGGGACAUCUCCUGGCUCACGAUUUCAAGAUGCCAUUUAAAAAAUGGCGUAGCUGCAACCCGCUUCUGCUCUUCGAGGCCGAAAUUGAGAAGUACUGCCCUGAUAACUACGUGGAUAUUAAGAGAACCCUGGAACGAGAGGUCCAGCACUGCCAAGCGCUGGUGAUCUGGACUGACUGCGACCGCGAAGGAGAGAACAUUGGCUACGAGAUCAUUCACGUCUGCAAAGCAGUGCAGCCGAACCUCCAGGUAUUCCGGGCCCGUUUCUCCGAGAUCACACCACGUGCCAUCAGGAACGCCUGGGAGAACCUGGGCCGGCCCGAUCCGAAUGUCAAUGAUGCGGUGGAAGUUCGGCAAGAACUAGACCUCAGAAUAGGUGCUUCCUUCACCCGAUUCCAGACUCUCAGGCUCCAGAAAAUGUUCCCUGGCGUUUUGGCAGAGCAGCUAAUCAGCUAUGGGAGUUGCCAGUUCCCCACGCUGGGGUUUGUGGUGGAAAGGUUUAAAGCCAUCCAAGCUUUUGUGCCUGAGAUCUUUUACAGGAUUAAAGUGACGCAUGAUUACGAAGAGGGUACCGUGGACUUCCACUGGAAGAGGAACCGCCUCUUCAACCAUACAGCCUGCCUUGUUCUCUACCAGAUUUGCAUGGAGGAUCCGGUGGCCACCGUGGUGGAGAUCGGGAGCAAGCCCAAAAGCAAAUGGAGGCCCUUGCCUCUGGACACCGUGGAACUUGAGAAGCUGGCUUCUCGUAAACUGAGAAUAAAUGCCAAAGAAACCAUGAGGAUUGCCGAGAAGCUGUACACUCAGGGGUACAUCAGCUACCCUCGAACGGAGACCAAUAUUUUCCCCAAAGGCAUGAACCUCCCCAGCUUGGUGCAGCUGCAGACCCAGGACCCCCAUUGGGGAACUUUUGCACAAAGGAUUCUCGACCAGGGGGGCCCAAACCCCCGGAACGGGACCAAAACCGACCAGGCCCACCCUCCCAUUCAUCCCACAAAAUACGCCGUCAACUUGCAGGGGGACGAGCAGCGACUGUACGAGUUCAUCGUGCGCCACUUCCUGGCUUGCUGCUCCCAGGAUGCCAAGGGGCAGGAAACAACGGUAGAGAUCGACAUCGCCAACGAACGCUUCGUCGCUCAUGGGCUGAUGAUCUUGGCCAGGAACUACCUGGAAGUCUAUCCGUACGAGAGGUGGAGCGAUAAGGUUCUCCCUGUGUACGAGAAGGGGUCUCGCUUUCAGCCCACCAGCGUGGAGAUGGUCGAUGGGGAGACUAGCCCGCCCCAGCUGCUCACGGAAGCUGAUCUCAUUUCCCUCAUGGAGAAACAUGGCAUCGGCACCGACGCCACUCACGCAGAGCACAUUGAGACCAUCAAGUCCCGCACGUAUGUGGGUCUCACGCCAGACCAGAGGUUUCUUCCGGGGCACCUGGGGAUGGGACUGGUGGAAGGCUACGAUUCCAUGGGAUAUGAGAUGUCCAAGCCGGACCUCCGGGCUGAGCUGGAAGCCGACUUGAAGCUCAUUUGCGAGGGCAAGAAGGACAAAUCGCGGGUGCUGAGAGAGCAGGUCCAGAAGUACAAGCAGAUCUUCAUCGCAGCCGUGGAGAAGGCAAACAAGCUGGACGAGGCGCUGUCUCAGUAUUUCGGGGAAGCGACCCACGCCGCCCAAGAAGAAAUGUACCCAGCUAUGCCGGACCCUGUCCGAAAAUGUCCCUUGUGCCGCAGUGACAUGGUCUUGAAGACCAAGAAGAAUGGCGGAUUUUACCUCAGCUGCACGGGUUACCCUACCUGUAAAUCUGCCGUGUGGUUUCCCGACUCCGUGUUGGAAGUGAGCAAGGACGAUUCUGUCUGCAACGUGUGCAGGCCACAUCCCGUACACAGGUUGAAACUGAAGUUCAAGAAAGGCAGCCUCCCCGCCCUGACUCCCCUGGAGUUUGUCGGCUGUAUCGGAGGCUGCGACGAGAUGCUGAGGGAGAUCCUGGAUCUGAGAUACCUCCAAGGCCCGGCCAGACCUCAGCCGCCAGCCGACCAACCGGCUGAUCCUUUGCAAACCGGAUACUCCCUCAACCGCCCGCCCGCCCGCCAGGACCACCAUGUCCAGCUGCCUGCGAAUGUGCCGACAGGCCCUCCAGCUCUCCCAGCUAGAGUGGCUCAAAAUCAGACCCGCCAGCCGGACGCCGACAACACCAUCGUGUGCAACUGUGGGAAACCGGCUGUGCUGCUGACCGUCCGGAAAGAUGGACCCAACCAAGGGAGACGCUUCUACAAAUGCAGCGCAGGCGACUGCGGCUUCUUCUUGUGGUCUGACCCAGAGGCGGACGGCGGGAGCAACCGAGCGCCUGGGGGCACGGUGGAAAGCGGCAGGGGGCGUUCCUGGAGUGAGGGCGCUUACUCUGGAGGUGGCGAUGACGGAGCAACCUGCAAGUGUGCGCAGCCUUCUGUCCUCCGGACGGUGCAGAAAGAGGGAGCCAACAAAGGCCGCCAGUUCCACACCUGCGCCAAGCCCCGUGAGCAACAGUGCGGGUUUUUCCAGUGGGCUGACGAAAACGAGGCACCAGCCGCUGCUUUUCCUUCAAGCCAUUCCAUGAGCACCGGCGCCAACCCCAAAAGGCCAAGCAGCGACUCUUCCAUAAGGCCCUCCAUAGCCAAGCGGCCGCGGACCUGUGGGAUUUGCCACCAAGCCGGCCACACGAGGAAGACGUGUCCACAGAAUCGCUGAAUGCCAUCAGCCCCCACGACACGAUGCCAAGAUGGACCGGCCACCAAAGCGGCAAGGAGGAGGAACCGUGCAGCACGAGAAGCUGGCAUGUGGCUGGGAUAUUUGCAGCCCACCCCCACAAGGGAAGAUAACGUGAAAUUCUUGCAAUGCACACUUGAAAAUAUAAGGGGAGGCGGACACUUGGAUGUUGUGUAUAUACCUCCGAGAAAGAGACUCUAAAAGUCCAACACUAAAUGCCACCCAUUAUAGUUCUGACCUGUUUUGCCUCGUUUUUCUGUAGGCCCUUCAAGGCUCCUCUCUGGAGUGGCCAGGGAAGCUCUAAGGAUAACGUUGCCUUGGAAAAAUUCAGGUUUUAAAAACUCUUGAAAAAUGUUGGCUAUAGAAUUCAGCAGUCCCCUUUUAUUCAACACAGGCAAUUAAAUCACUUCUGGCUGGACACAGACUCUUUUUCCUCCAGGUCAGACCAACCCGUUUGAACUGUUUUUAUCCAAGGAGUAUAUGCACUAUUUGCAAUACAGGUCAUCUUCUCCCAAACCGUGCUAUGCUGUUGCUCUUGGGCAAAUGCCCUUCUCCUUCCGGGCCCGAGGGGAAGAUUCUACCUGUUAAAAACCGGUUUGUCCUUUUUAUUAAACUAAUUUUUACAGAG
Molecule: messenger RNA, 4194 nt
Organism: Sphaerodactylus townsendi
Lineage: Eukaryota; Metazoa; Chordata; Lepidosauria; Squamata; Sphaerodactylidae
Gene: TOP3A
Product: DNA topoisomerase III alpha
Exons: 19
Coding region: 561-3548 (995 amino acids)
Biological process (GO): DNA topological change
Cellular component (GO): nucleus; chromosome
Molecular function (GO): DNA topoisomerase type I (single strand cut, ATP-independent) activity; zinc ion binding; DNA binding
Source: RefSeq, a predicted model, not a curated record